GGGCGUUUGCAUUAGGUAGUAGUGCCUUUCUCUUGGAGAGAGUAUGACGCAACAUGCGUGUGUGUGUGGUGUGGUGUGGUGUGGUGGGUGGCCGGUACUUGUAUGUAAUAAUCAUGUAUGUAUGGUGUGGCAUGGUACGUCGCAGCAAAGCGCCGUGCAGCCCAACUUCCAAGGUUAUGUCCGCUGCGACCUUUUUUUUUUCUUCUUCUUAUUUCCCUUCUCUCAUUCCUAUCGUUUUGGGCAUCAACAAUACCAACAAAUACUGCGCAGCCCACGACGACAACGACAAACGACGCACGCUGGCUGACACACGCGCGCGCGCACGCCCGCAGCAAGAAGAGAGAUCGG
This is a messenger RNA of Colletotrichum navitas, 348 nucleotides long. RefSeq lists its product as uncharacterized. The transcript has a single exon. Lineage: Eukaryota; Fungi; Ascomycota; Sordariomycetes; Glomerellales; Glomerellaceae. Bases 44 to 307 code for a protein of 87 amino acids. The record is from RefSeq and is a predicted model, not a curated record.